Paramecium pentaurelia is the source of this 2505-nucleotide messenger RNA. NCBI's taxonomy places the organism in Eukaryota, Ciliophora, Oligohymenophorea, Peniculida, Parameciidae. The record is from the annotation of a GenBank genome assembly.
UAAUGCCUCGCGAAAUCAUCACACUUCAAGUUGGAUAAUGUGGUAAUCAAAGUAAGUGUAUAAUGAAAUACUUUUAGUUGGUAUUGAGUUUUGGAAAUAGUUAAUCAAAGAGCAUGGUAUAAAUAAUGAGGGAAUUUUGGAGGAAUUUGCACUCUAAGGAGAUGAUAGGAAAGAUGUGUUCUUCUAUUAAGCUGAUGAUGAACAUUACAUACCAAGAGCUUUAUUGAUAGACAUGGAACCUAGAGUUAUCAAUUAUAUAUAGACAUCAUAAUUUUCUACUCUCUUCAAUCCUGAGAAUAUAUUUAUUUCAAAAGAUGGAGGUGGAGCAGGAAAUAAUUGGGCAUGUGGUUAUUCAUAAGGUGAAAGAUACUAAGAAGAAUUGAUGGAAAUGAUAGAUAGAGAAGCAGAUGGAUCAGACAGUUUGGAGGGAUUUUUAAUGCUUCAUUCAAUUGCUGGUGGUACAGGUUCAGGAUCAGGAUCAUAUAUUUUGGAAAGAUUGAAUGAUCGUUUUCCCAAGAAAAUUAUAUAAACAUACUCUGUGUUCCCUAAUCAAAAUGAGACUAGUGAUGUUGUUGUUCAACCCUAUAAUUCCCUACUUACUCUACGUAGAUUAGCCUAAAAUGCAGAUGCUGUUGUUGUAUUGGACAAUACUGCUUUGAAUAGAAUAGCUGUGGACAGACUCAAAAUACCCAUACCAACUGUAUCUCAAACCAAUUCACUAGUGGCUAUGGUUAUGGCUGCUUCUACAACUACACUUAGAUAUCCUGGAUAUAUGAAUAAUGAUUUAGUUAGUAUUUUGGCUGGAUUAGUCCCAACACCUAGAUGUCACUUUUUAAUGACUGGAUAUACUCCUUUGACUAUUGAUAGACAUGUAUAUAUUUAUAUUCAAAUUUAGAUUUCUUCUGUAAGAAAAACCACAGUUUUAGAUGUAAUGAGAAGAUUACUUUAGACUAAGAACAUCAUGGUUUCAACAUCUACUAAGAAUGGAAAUUACAUUUCUAUUUUAAAUAUCAUUCAAGGAGAUGUCGAUGCUACUCAAAUACAUAAAAGUUUAUAAAGAAUUAGAGAGCGCAAACUGGCCAGUUUUAUUGAAUGGGGUCCUACUUCAAUUUAAGUAGCACUUUCAAAGAAGAGUCCUUAUAUUGAGACUUCUCAUAAAGUUAGUGGACUUAUGUUGGCUAAUCAUACCAGUAUUCAUUCAGUAUUAUAUUUAUGAAACGGUUUUAGCUUUUUGAUAGAAUAUUAAAACAAUAUCAUAAGUUGAGAAACAGAAAUGCUUUCCUUGAUUAAUACAAAAAAGAGGCUAUGUUUAAGGAUUCACUUGAUGAAUUUGAUGAAUCAAGAGAGUGUUUAGAAUCCUUAAUUAGUGAAUACAAAGCAGCUGAAUAAAAAAACUAUUUGGAUUGGGGUAACGAUGACAAUAUGAGAAUCGAAGAGUAACAAUGAAAAUUUAUAUAUUUUUAUUAAUUAAAAUAAAUGGGUAAUUGUACUAAGAUGUGUUAUGUUAGUGAAGGUGUACAAUAACUUACAAAAAAGGAAGAAUUUGCAAUUGAAACUGGAAUAAAGAGUGAUGAUUUGAUUAUGCACUCUACUCAUGGGAAAUCAAAGGAGAACAAAGAUGAUUAAUAUUCAUAAUGUUCUAAUAAAAGUGCUCUUCCUUAAAUAAUUUCUAUUGAAGAUGAAAUCUUAAUAUAAUCUACUUUGAAUUCAAGUGUUCCUGUAAAACUAAGAAAAAUAUUAAUGGAGGAUGAUGCUUACUAUGAGGGAGAGUGGAUGCAAGGUAAACGUUGGGGAUAAGGAGAAUAAAGAUGGCCAGAUGGGUAUGACAUAUCUUAUUUUAAGUUUCUAGGUCAACUUAUAAAGGGGAAUGGAAGAACAAUAAGGCUAAUGGGUAUGGUAUUUUGACUCAUUCUGAUGGAGAUGUCUACAAAGGAGAAUGGUUAAAUGACUAAGCUCAUGGAAAAGGAGUCUACAUAAACUUCAACCAAGCUAAAUAUGAGGGUGACUGGGUCGAAGAUAGAUAAGAUGGAUACGGUGUUGAGAGUUGGCCUGAUGGUUCUUUAUUUGAAGGUAGCUGAUUGAUAAUAUAUCUAUGCUCAGGGCAUUACAAACAAGGUAAGAAAGAAGGCUUUGGAAAGCUAACAUAUCCAGAUGGUUCAAAGUAUGAAGGCAAUUUUCAAAUGAAUAAUCUUCACGGACAAGGAAAGUACAUUUGGCCUGAUGGGAGGAUAUAUGAAGGAGAUUGGGUAAAUAAUUAAAUGAAUGGGAAGGGAAUGAUGAAAUGGGAAGAUGGUAUGGAAUGCAGAUUAUCUAGGGAGACAGUAUGAAGGAGAAUACAAGGAAGGAUAGAAGCAUGGUUUUGGAACAUUGAUAUGGGAAGAUGGUCAUAAAUAUGUAGGUUAAUGGAUAAUGGGAAAAUAAGAUGGAAUAGGUGAAUAUUUCUUUACUAAUGGUACUUCUCGUAAAGGAGUAUGGAAAGAAGGCAAACGGAUCUAAUGGGAUUGA